Molecule: messenger RNA, 1926 nt
Organism: Caenorhabditis elegans
Lineage: Eukaryota; Metazoa; Nematoda; Chromadorea; Rhabditida; Rhabditidae
Gene: nhx-1
Product: Sodium/hydrogen exchanger
Exons: 14
Coding region: 307-1851 (514 amino acids)
Biological process (GO): monoatomic cation transport; sodium ion transport; transmembrane transport
Cellular component (GO): membrane
Molecular function (GO): antiporter activity; sodium:proton antiporter activity
Source: RefSeq, marked reviewed
UUGAUAAAAGAAAUUGAUAUAAACAGUAAAACACACAAGUUUUUCGUUCUGUUUGCAAAACUGACACUGACUAAAGUUGAGAUUGAAAUUCAAUUAAAGUCAAGUUGUGUGUUGUUGCGAAAAAGAAAGAAGAUAAUCUCAUUGAUCAUCAUAUCAUUUAUGACUGCCUUGAACUGUCGAGAGAUAAUAUUAUUAAUAAUGACUAUUUGAUUCAACACACUGCCAACGAGACAUUCCACUUGUAUUCCACUCAAACUAAUCAGGAAACAGAAACAAUUAAGCAUUAGUCAGUAAGAGAAGGACAUUAUGAAGUCAUUGGCUGUUAUGCAGUGGAAUCGGCCGGAGACCCCGACGCUGCUGGGACUAUGGUUGUUGUUGAUUGUCGGUGCAAAAAUUGGAUUCCACCGAAUGCCACGUGCCCGUCACUUCUUCCCAGAGUCUGCAGUUCUAAUUGUUCUUGGUCUAUUUGCCGGUUUUACAAUUUACGAGUUAUGGACAGUUGACCUUUUCCUACACCCAGAUCUUUUCUUUCUUUACCUUCUGCCACCAAUUGUACUAGAGGCAGGGUAUUUCAUGCCAAAUAAGGCGUUUAUCAGCAAUAUCACAACAAUAUCUCUUUUCGCCGUCGCCGGAACAGUCAUGAAUAUCUUUUUGACAAGUUGUUUCAUAUUCGCCUUUCAAAAUUUCUACGACUUCAAUAUCACUAUUGUGGACACCUUACUUUUUUCGACGGUCAUCUCUGCUGUAGAUCCAGUGGCAGUUUUAUCAGUAUUCGAAGAAAUCCAUGUCAAUAAGCUUUUGUAUAUUACGGUUUUUGGGGAAUCCUUGCUCAAUGAUGCAGUUACAGUUGUUCUAUAUCACUCCUUCCAUUCCAUGGUCCGUAUCGGACAAGCUCAUUUGAUCUAUCAAGACUACACCAUGUCUAUGAUGAACUUCUUCCUAGUCUCCGGCGGUGGCAUUCUUGUCGGCGUAGUUUUUGCGGUAGUAGCUGCUUUAGGUGUCAAAUGGAGCUCGAAUGUGUCAGUUCUUCAGCCAAUUAUUUGCAUCACAGUUCCGUAUAUGGCAUACUUGUGCUCAGAAAUUGUGCAUGUUUCGGGAAUUUUGGGAAUUGUGGUAUGCGGACUUUGCAUGAAAUCUUAUGUAACUGGAAGUAUGGAAGAACGAGCUGAUAUCACUGUAAAAUAUACCCUGAAAACGUUAUCAUCAUGCUGUGAAGCUAUUAUCUUCGUAUUCUUGGGAUUUUCCAUAUUUUCAAAGGAUCAUAAAUGGGACUUUGGUUUUGCAAUUGUCACUGUUAUCACUUGCUUUGCUGCCAGAUUCCUCGUUGUGUUCACAUUAACAUGGGUGGCAAACAAGUGGAGAAUGCAAAAAAUUUCACUGCGAGAUCAGACAAUCAUGGCGUUUGGUGGACUUCGAGGUGCAAUUUGUUUUGGAUUAGUGUUAACUAUCGACGGAGAAGUAGUCCCGGCCAAGCCGAUCAUGAUAUCCACCACAUUGAUAGUAAUAGUAUUCACUGUAUUUAUUCAAGGAACAAUGAUAAAGCCACUGGUAUCGUUUUUAAAUGUGAAAAUUGACAAUGCUUAUGACAAGUCUUUAUUCCAAAGUUGUAUUGAACAUUCAUUCGAAGACACAAUGUGCGGUGUUGAAGCAAUAAUUGGAGCUCAUGGGCAGUACUACUGGAAAAACAAAGUCGACAAAUGGAAUGCUCAAUUCUUGGAGCCAGCUCUCACCCGACAGGAUAUGAAUCGAGGCAGGCGGCUCUUGAAAAAGUUGACUGACAUGACAACCGACGAGCAACGGGAAGCUCUGUUACAGGAAGAAUCCGCAAUGCUCGAGGAGCAUCAAGUAUAGGAGGAACGGGCUUGAAAUAGUUAUACUUUGUUAUUUUUUCGUUACAAAUAAAAAAAAACUUGUUUUGAAGAAAAA